ACUGAAUAACAAGAAGAUUUCUGAGCUUCUAAUUCCCAUCAAUAAAUGUUAUCUUCUAGUGAAGAAAAACCAGGGCAGAUGCCACCGGGGGAUGGAUCAAUUCCGCCCGGAAAACCCAUGAGUUUUGGGCAGAAAAUGAUAGACAAAGGUGCUCAGAUGGUGGAGUCUUUGAAGCCAAUUAAGCAAAUGAGCCAGCAUGUUUGCACGUUUGCUUUGUAUAGCCAAGACAUGUCCCGUCAGAUUGAGACUCAUCACUACGUCAAUCGUCUUAACCAGGACUUUCUCCAGUGUGCUGUUUAUGAUUCUGAUGACUCUACAGCACGUCUUAUUGGGGUGGAGUAUAUUGUGUCAGAUAAAAUUUUCCAGACUCUUCCACCAGAAGAACAGAAGCUUUGGCAUUCUCAUGCGUACGAGAUCACAGCAGGUCUAUGGAUGAAUCCUCGCGCUCCUGAGGCAAUUCAGAAGCCUGAACUACGAGAUCUUGCCCAGACUUAUGGCAAGUUUUGGUGUACUUGGCAAGUUGAUAGGGGUGACAGGCUACCACUUGGACCACCAGCCCUGAUGAUGUCUCCGCAAGGAGUGAAUAGGGGCAUGGUGAUGCCGGAGCUGGUUCGGAAGAGGGACGAGAAGUACAAGGUUUCCACUGACAAUCUGAGAAUGUCGAGGGCAGAUGUCACGGUGCCUGAGACGGUGCUGCUUUCCAAUGCAGAUUACUGGAUGCAGUCUGAGAAGGGUUUUGCCGUUGAUGUGGAACAGACUGAUAUGAAAAGAAUAGCACCUUUUCCAUGAAGAAGUCCAAUAAAUUCAUCACCUAGUUUCAUUGCAGUAUAUGCAUGUUGUAUUUUUGCAUUACGGAAUCUAGAAAUCUUGGCCUGGAGAUAAUUUCUUUUCUUAUUGUUUUUGUUUACGUUCUCUAUCAGUAUCAUAUCGGAAAGAAGUUCUUUACUAGCUAUGGUAGUCUAGUACUAGUAUAUGUAAGUGCAUAAUUUUGGGUUUUCAACUUGGGUUUUUCCUCUUUAUUUUUUUACCAUGCAUUUUGGGUCGAUGCAAUUUAGGAUGUAUGGUCUUUAAUUAGUAUGACAAC
This is a messenger RNA of Coffea eugenioides, 1084 nucleotides long. Its product is annotated as oil body-associated protein 2A-like. The record is from RefSeq and is a predicted model, not a curated record. The transcript is spliced from 4 exons. Bases 46 to 789 code for a protein of 247 amino acids. NCBI's taxonomy places the organism in Eukaryota, Viridiplantae, Streptophyta, Magnoliopsida, Gentianales, Rubiaceae.